Thalassophryne amazonica is the source of this 3960-nucleotide messenger RNA. It is a transcript of the gene myo1b, whose product is annotated as myosin IB. NCBI's taxonomy places the organism in Eukaryota, Metazoa, Chordata, Actinopteri, Batrachoidiformes, Batrachoididae. Gene Ontology annotation, biological process: vesicle transport along actin filament; actin filament organization. Bases 310 to 3816 code for a protein of 1168 amino acids. Gene Ontology annotation, molecular function: actin filament binding; microfilament motor activity; ATP binding. Gene Ontology annotation, cellular component: vesicle; brush border; myosin complex. The record is from RefSeq and is a predicted model, not a curated record. The transcript has 33 exons.
CGACAGUCCGUGAAUGCAUCAUGACCCCACCUCCCGAUGCUGGAGGUGAUUAGCAGACGCUGAGCAGCUCCCACAGACGCGGCUGCAGACACUCUCCGAGUCCGGCGCGGGACGCCUGUCCAUCCACAAUUCAGUUCCACUACACAGCGGGCUCCGAGUUUGACUCCAGAUAGCAGGGACGGGAUUCUGGAGCCGCUUCACACCCGGACAGGCAUUCCUGAAAUCCUGCUUUUGUCCGGAGACUGGAUUUAAAACCAGAGGGAGCAACUCUUCAGCAGUUUAAAAAAAGAGGGGUCACCUGCAGCCAAAAUGGAGGUGAAGACAUCACUUUUAGACAACAUGAUUGGGGUUGGCGACAUGGUCCUCCUAGAGCCCCUGUCUGAAGACUCGUUCCUUGAAAACCUGAGGAAACGCUUUGAUCACAGUGAGAUCUAUACGUACAUUGGCAGUGUAGUGAUCUCCGUCAACCCCUAUAGGUCCCUGUCCAUCUACACGUCAGGCAAAGUGGAGGAGUAUCGCAACAGGAACUUCUACGAACUCAGUCCACACAUAUAUGCUUUGGCGGAUGAGGCGUACCGUUCGCUGAGAGACCAGGACAAGGACCAGUGUAUCCUCAUCACAGGGGAGAGCGGGGCUGGAAAAACUGAGGCCAGUAAGCUGGUGAUGUCAUAUGUCGCAGCGGUGUGUGGGAAGGGGCAGGAGGUGAACAAAGUCAAGGAGCAGCUGCUGCAGUCCAACCCAGUGUUGGAGGCUUUUGGAAAUGCCAAAACUGUGAGGAAUGACAACUCAUCUAGAUUUGGAAAGUACAUGGACAUCGAGUUUGACUUCAAAGGAGAUCCUCUGGGUGGGGUCAUCAGCAUCUAUCUUCUGGAGAAGUCACGUGUUGUGAAACAGCCAAGAGGAGAGAGGAACUUCCACAUCUUUUAUCAGCUUUUGUCUGGAGCCUCAAAGGACACACUCAAGAAGCUGAAGUUGAGCCGCGACUUCAGCAAGUACAACUACCUGAGCCUGGACUCUGCUGUGGUCGAUGGACUUGAUGACGCAGUCAACUUCAGGACAGUCCGAAAUGCCAUGCAGAUUGUGGGAUUCAUGGAGGAUGAAGUGCAGUCUGUGCUGGAGCUGGUGGCUGCCGUUCUCAAGCUGGGCAACAUCGAGUUCAAGCCAGAGUCGCGCUGCAAUGGCACAGACGAAAGUCGAAUCAAAGAUAAAAACGAUCUGAAAGAGAUGUGUGAGCUGCUGGGGAUCGAGCAAUCUGUUCUGGAAAGAGCUUUCAGCUACCGUACAGUCGAAGCCAAAGUGGAGAAAGUGUCCACUACCCUGAACGUAGCACAGGCUUUCUAUGCUCGUGAUGCCCUUGCCAAAAAUCUUUACAGUCGCUUGUUUAGCUGGCUUGUUACGAGAAUCAACGAAAGCAUCCAAGCACAGAUGAAAGCCCGCCACAAAGUAAUGGGUGUGCUGGAUAUCUAUGGCUUUGAGAUUUUCGAGAAUGGAGACAACAGCUUUGAGCAGUUCAUCAUAAAUUACUGCAAUGAGAAGCUGCAGCAGAUCUUCAUUGAGUUGACUCUGCAUGAAGAACAGGAGGAGUAUAUCAGAGAGGGUAUUGAAUGGACCCACAUUGACUAUUUCAACAAUGCCAUUAUCUGUGACCUCAUCGAGAAUAACCAAAAUGGUAUCUUGGCCAUGUUAGACGAGGAGUGCCUGAGGCCUGGGACAGUCACAGACGAGACCUUCCUGGACAAACUGAACACAAUCUGUGCUGAGCACCAGCACUUUGAGAGCCGCCUCAGCAAGAAUUCAAAGUUUCUGAAUGACCACAGCCUGCCACACAAUUGUUUCCGCAUUCAGCAUUAUGCUGGCAAGGUGUUGUACCAUGUCGAGGGCUUUGUUGACAAGAACAAUGAUUUGUUGUACCGGGACCUGUCUCAGGCCAUGUACAAAGCUAACCACAACCUCAUCAAGCAACUCUUCCCUGAAGGGAAUCCUGCUAAAGUCAACCUGAAGAGACCACCAACUGCUGGAUUUCAAUUGAGGGCAUCAGUGGCCACACUGAUGAAGAACUUGCAGACCAAGAAUCCAAACUACAUUCGGUGCAUCAAGCCCAAUGACCAGAAGGCAGCUCACAUUUUCACAGACUCUCUGGUUCGCCAUCAGGUGCGCUACCUGGGCCUGAUGGAAAACGUCCGUGUGAGGAGAGCGGGCUAUGCUUUUCGCCAGGCCUAUGAUCCAUGCUUGGAACGCUACAAAAUGCUCUGCAAACGGACAUGGCCCCAUUGGAAAGGGCCCGCGAGGGAAGGUGUGGAGGUCCUGUUGACAGAUCUCCAUGUACCUGCAGAAGAGGUGUCUUAUGGCCGCUCUAAGAUCUUCAUCAGGAAUCCUAGAACGCUCUUCUUCUUGGAGGAGAAGCGACUGCAGUGUCUGGAGGACCUGGCCACACUUAUUCAGAAGAUCUACCGUGGCUGGAAGUGUCGCUCCCACUUCCUGCUGCUGAAGAAGAGUCAGACUGUGGUGGCAGCGUGGUAUCGCCGAUAUGCGCAACAAAAGAAGUAUAAGAGGGUCAAGAGUGCCACCACUGUGGUGCAGUCCUAUGCCAGAGGAUGGAAGGCCCGUAAGCUGCUAAGAGAGCUGAAACAUCAGAAGCGGUGUGAAGAGGCAGCCACCACCAUCGCAGCAUACUGGCACGGCACACAGGCUCGGACGGAGCUGAGACGUCUAAAACAAGAAGUACGGAAUAAACAUGCUGUGACAGUAAUUUGGGCGUACUGGCAGGGAACUAAGGCACGGAGGGAGCUGCGUCAUCUGAAGGAGGAGGCGAGAAACAAACAUGCCAUAUCGGUCAUUUGGGCCGGCUGGCAGGGUGCCAAGGCUCGCAGGGAGCUGAGGCGACUGAAGGAAGAAGCCAGGUGUAAGAAUGCCGUCGCUGUGAUUUGGGCCUACUGGCUGGGACUGAAGGUCCGCAGGGAGUACAGAAAGUUUUUCAGGGCAAAUGCAGGCAAGAAAAUCUACAACUUCACCAUCCAGAGGAUUAUGCAGAAAUACUUCAUUGGCCUAAAAAAGACAUUACCUUCCAUGUCACCCAUAGACCAGAACUGGCCAGCCAGGCCUUACCUCUUCCUGGAUGGAGUCCACAAGCAGCUCCGGACAGUCUUCCAUCUCUGGAGGUGCAAAAAAUACAGGAGCCAGUUCACAGAAGAGAAGAAGGCGGUGUAUGAGGAGAAGCUGGAAGCCAGUGAGCUCUUCAAAGAUAAGAAGGCUCUCUAUCCGAGCAGUGUGAGCCAGCCUUUCAAAGGAGAUUACCUUGAGAUCGGCAAGAACCCCAAAUACCAAAAACUAAACAGUGUGAUGGACGAGAAGGUUCUGCUGUCCGAUGUGGUUCACAAGAUUAACAGAGCAAAUGGCAAGGGAGCAGCCCGAAUCUUCCUGCUGACAAAGAAGAGUGUGGUCCUGGCUGACCAGAAGACUGGCCAGGUGAAGACCAGCGUUCCACUGCCUGAUCUAACAAGUGUGUCAGUCAGCACACAGAGCGAUGGCUUCUUCGCUCUCAAACUCAAAGAGGGGUCGGCCUCAGCUGUCAAAGGAGACUUCUUGCUGAGCAGUGAACACUUGAUAGAGAUAAUCACCAAACUGCACCAUACCGGGGCCACGUCUGCAGAUAGGGAGCAGCUCAACGUUGACAUCUCGGAUGAGUUCCUGGUGCAGUUCAAGCAAGACAAAGUAUGUGUCAAAUUCAUCCAGGGAGCCUCCAAGAAUGGCGCUGGUGUGUCCUGCAAACGCAAGAACAACCGGCUCCUGGAGGUCUUGGUGCCCACAACAGCAUAAUGCGGCUCCUUUUCCACUUCUUCUGUGUGCUGGUUUUGAAUUAUCUGAGAUAUUUCAAGGCCAAAAACUACCAGCAACUUCAAAACUCUCCUUUCAGAAUUGAUCACCCCAGUGCCCACGUGAUGCCCAAAUAUGAGUGCAGUU